This is a messenger RNA of Anneissia japonica, 4556 nucleotides long. Its product is annotated as sarcospan-like. Gene Ontology annotation, cellular component: sarcolemma; dystrophin-associated glycoprotein complex. The record is from RefSeq and is a predicted model, not a curated record. NCBI's taxonomy places the organism in Eukaryota, Metazoa, Echinodermata, Crinoidea, Comatulida, Comatulidae. The transcript has 5 exons. Bases 543 to 1553 code for a protein of 336 amino acids.
UGCUUACUGCAUUAGCCUAGGUGUGUUACGAAAGAAGAGAUGAUUUCAUAUCUGUAAUUAAGUUUAUCGAGUGGCCAGGAAACGUAGGUUACAAGGUGUUCUGUCUUCGUUAUUGAUUACACGUGGUCCAUUAAAAUCCUAUUUCACGGCCAAUUUGAAGGGAUGAUUUACACGAAACUGAUUCCUUUAAAAUAAUGGAUGGAUGGAACAGAUGGACAAUUGACUGACUGAAUGAAUCAUUCGGUGAUUUAUUGAUUGAUUGGUGGAUUAAAUGAAUGAUAGCAUGAAUGAAUACCUAAAUGAAGAAUAUAUAACACUCAAGGAAACACAUCAGUAACAGGUAUUCAAACCAAUGCGCUAUUAAUUCUUAAAAGGAAGAAAACUUCAACAGCACUUAAAAUGCUGCACAAAUUUACUUUGAAUAUUAGUUGAAUGACAAACAAUUACCGGAGACUAGAGCUUAUUAUUACAUUCUAUUCUUCACGACUCUUGUUCUAGUAAAAUGAAUAAUUGCUGUGCAAGUUGAGAUUGGAACAUUUAAAAUGUAUGACAAAGUAGCUCCGGACUGCAAUGAAUCGAAUAGCUCACGGUCAACAGGCCCGCUCUCUCUUCCCCAUUUGUCUCGCAGCUCACGUAGCUCGAGCUCACCAGAGCUACGCUUUUGCCAGGAAUCUGCUUUGAACCCAUUGGUACCGGCUCCUGCUGAAACCACUCCACCACCGCCGAACGAAUGUUCAAACUGUAGUAGUUCGCACCAAGUGCAUGAACCUUUAAAACGGACUUCAACUUCUUCAGGAACAGAAAAAAAAUAUGAUCUACGGUGUUGUACACUUCCUGUGUGUAUCGUAACGCUUCAAAUACUUCUUGGAUUUAUAAUUACUACUUUUGGAAUUGUAAUGUUGCUUAUGACUCCGUCUGUUAAACAUCGGGAUGCCCCUUAUUGGGCAGGCGUUUUAUUGAUGAUUGCUGGUACUAUUGGACUGUACUAUAGCGCUAUUCAGAAUCAAGUGUACUUUGGAAGUCCUAGGGCAUUUUUUAUUAAGACUGUGUGCUUUGGGUUAUCCUUCUGCUGUGUUUUUAUUAAUACUAUCGCUAGUGCUUUCUGCGGAAUACAAGCAAAUAUUAUCGACUCUCUCCAUCAAAACUAUCCUCACGUCUGCCACACUGACACGGACACAGAAAUUGCUGAUCGUGAUUGUGUAUGUACACGCCGCGAGGACAACUUGAUUAAACAUACGUAUUUGUUUGAAAACAUCGCUGAUUGUCGGAACUUUCUUCUAAAUCUGAAAACUUAUCUAGUAUUUCAAUGUUCACUCAAUGCAAUCGGGGGACUUGCUUGUUUCUUAGUUGUCAUUAUGAUGUGGCGGUCACGUUACAUGGAUUUCCAUUCUGGACUUCGGUUUUAUUCGUACAGUGCCAGUAUUCCAAAUCAUCCUUGGGCGGACCGAUCAACCCCACCCUACGAAAUGUUCCUGAUGUCCGAAGCAAACAACAAUAACAGUACAAAUAGUAAUCCCGCAUCUCCGCGCCCGAGGACGCAAUCCGGAAGAUGACAGUGUGAAAAUGCGAGUAAGUUGUGAAGUGAAAAUCAGAUCCAAUCAUGAACAGGUGGCUAUACUGUAUGUUAUGUUCCGCCUUUGUGACGUGGGGAAGUAAACAGUACUGGUGUAAUACAGUCUAUAAUGUGAGACCAACAAAAUUUCACAUGACCGUAUAUCAAAACCGCCACAAAAGUACUCAACUGCUAUUAUAAAGACCAAAUUAAUUGACCUGCAGUAAUCAGAUGUACAGGUGUGGAAGAGACGCCGAGAAUCUCCUCACAACGUUAGCAAGAUUAUCAAGUCGGCUGCUUUCUUUUAAUCUUAAAUCAUGUCUGUUAAAUAGUACUCAAGAGAUUUGUGGCGAUCGUUAAAACGAAAGCGACGCCAACCACACGAAGCAAGAAUACCUAAGCUCAUUUGAGCUUGUGUUCCACUGCAGGAGACAUGUGUCCUUCAUGUUUAAAGCGAAGAUAUUAAGUGAAGAUGCCAAACUCAUCAAUGCUAUAUGACAGCUAAUGGGCUUGCUCCUUGUUCUCUAUUAUUCGAUGUGACUUUUCUAUUCCAGAACCCAAUAAGUAAUCGAUAUAGCAUUUAUAUACAGUAAUAGCUGUUGUAAAGCAAAAUCCGAUACUGUGCAUCCUGAAGUACUCCAGUACACACUAAAAACCAUUCUUCGAUUACUAAAUAAAAUAGCAGAAAUGUAAUUACACUUUGUCUGUUGACAAGGAAGCAUCAAGUAAAGAGAUAUCUAGAAACAUUUCUCAACAAUUAUCUCUAUCACUUCGGUAUUCAUAACAUCUAUGAAUGUUUCAAUUUAUAAUAUUUUAUGCCUUUUUAUUCUCUAGAAUGCUCUUUUGCAAAAAACAUGGUAGUAGGCAACUUAUGAAAUACAAUAGUAGUGGUCACUAUAUUAUUCUUGCAAAAACCACAAAGUUGAUUGAUAUCUGCAUGAUUCAUAUUUUGUAAUGUCGAUUGUUCAAUAGCAGUGUGGUUUAAUGCUACAAUAGAAAAAAACUGAGCAGUUUCAUCACAGUUUACAUUACAAUACAAUACAUUUUGGUGUUUAAAACUUUUUUUUAUUAAAAUACAAAUACAUAUGUAAGACAUUCACUUGCACCUUUUUACUGUUAAACCAUUAUAUCCUUAAAGAAUGCUUUGCAAACAUUUGCACUCCCUCCAUCUUACUUAUCUCAACAAUUGUCUAUUUCAAGCUUACUUUAAGAAUAUUAACAUACAUAAUGUUACAAAAUCGCAAUCUUUUUCUGAAGUUUCUGCUUUGAACAACAAUCAAUCCCAUACUGUUGAGAGCUUUCCAAAUUUCAUCUUACAGUUUCAGCUUUGAAAACAUCCACCAGAAAUUUAUUACAAAGGCUCAACAAGAGUGAAGUAUUUAUUUUUAUGUUUUAAUCUAAUUUUAAUUACCGUUAGAUUUAUUGCAAGGAUUUCAUUUGUUAAUCUCAUUUGUUGAUAUACAAAUCACUUUCUGUAGUAAUUGUUCACAACUUCUGAAAAAAAUGAAAAGAUUUAAAUGUUCAGGCUGGCAACCAUAGGAAUUGCUGGAACCCCCUUUUUCCGUUUGAGCGAAAACUGUCUGAUAAUAUAAACCACUCUCAAUUCGCAUUAAAAAAAAUCAUCAAGGAGAUGAUGAAAUUCACCAUUUACAUGCUAGAAUUCUGCAGCUUCAAAAGCCCUCCCCCUGACACCCGCGAGAACUUUUCUUCUGGACACACCAUGGCGCUUUAAGUAUCCUCUAGAACUCCGGUUCUAACAUAAAACCUCCUGGUUAUGAGUCUGGUGCUGUGGCCAUAUCUGAGAAGGAAAAAGAGAAAAAAAUGUAAUCCCCUAGAUGAUAAACUUUCGCUUCAUUUGGCCUUGCAAUUGGAAUACUGUACACAGUAAAUUACUUGGCAAUCAAAUGCAUGGUUUGUAAAUGCCAAGGCCUUGCUGUUAUCAUAUGAAAUGGCUUCUUCUUUCUUGUAUUUGGUCUAAGAAUUUUUCAUAAUAUAUUGAAAUAAUAAAAACAGUAUUACAUUUAAGUACUACUUAAUUACUAUUGUUAUACACAGCCUUUACCAUUAUUUUUAUUGUUCAUAUAAGUAACUAUUAUUAUUAUUGAUAUAUAUUUAUCAAUAUAUUAAAUUUAUGAGUAAAAAAUGCCAAACAACAUAGUCAAUCCAUUUCAAAUUUUACAGGUUUUUAAAUUAGGUUUUCACACAAGUUUUAAUGUAUUUCUUGCUAAUUAAUAUACAUAAAAUGCAAAGUUAAAUUAUUAGAAUCUAAAGACAGGAUAAAGUGUAUUUAUAACAUUCCCACAAAUUAUUUAUAGAUUUUUUGUGUAGACUUUACGCAAAUAAUAAUAAGACCUAACAAAAUUUCAAUGUUUAUAUUUUGUAUUAUUUUUUUUUUUACUUUUAGAUUACAGUAGAACCCCUACUUUGGGACACCCCAAUUCUGGGGACACCCCUAUUAAGGGGACACUUUUCCGUGAAACGAGGGGCGAUAUAUCUUUUAACACUGCGGUCAACCCCUAUUAAGGGGACACCCCUAUUAAAGGGAUGGCGACACUUUCUGGGUGUCAAAUGGUCAAUAAGCCCCUAUUAAGGGGGACACUUUAUUUUUUUUCUAUUGUAUCACAACAAAUACAACAGUCUCAAAAUAAGAAAAAUUCACUCAACCUUAUAUAGUGACACAUUUUGUGCAACUUAUUAAGGAACUUUCUAACUAUUAUCACCUUUCUACUGCUGUUUGUCAAGGGCGAGCUUUUGUUAGCCUAAUAAUAAUAAUUCUGAAUCAUGUAAAAUAAUCCAUCUUUCUUUGGUAGUAGUUUGGUGUGUCUAAGUAUUUUCAUGGGUUGUUGUUUUGCUUGUAUCUGUUAAGGUGGUGUUCUAUUCUCACCUCUUAUUGAUUUGAUUGAAUUUUAUAUUUUGAGAAUUUAUACAAUUUUGUUGUGGCUUUUAUUUUAAUUGUUUUGCUAUAUGUAUGAAUAUACUGUAUUGUCCGUUUUAAUGAAAUUGU